Messenger RNA from Pecten maximus, 3755 nucleotides. Its product is annotated as WD repeat-containing protein 63-like. The transcript has 28 exons. Bases 110 to 3049 code for a protein of 979 amino acids. Gene Ontology annotation, cellular component: inner dynein arm. Gene Ontology annotation, molecular function: dynein heavy chain binding; dynein light chain binding. NCBI's taxonomy places the organism in Eukaryota, Metazoa, Mollusca, Bivalvia, Pectinida, Pectinidae. Gene Ontology annotation, biological process: cilium movement involved in cell motility; inner dynein arm assembly. The record is from RefSeq and is a predicted model, not a curated record.
CUUCCUGUUGUCACCGGCAACAGGCAAGCGUACAUCCGGGCUACUUCAAGAUGGCUGCAAGCACAUAAACAAAUGGUGUUGUCCGACAACUAAACGCAUGCCAUAAAGGAUGUCGGAGCCAGAGAAGAAGGAAGUUUCCGACAAGGAAAAGGAAACUGCAAAACAAGAUGAAAAAGAAAAAGACACUGCUCAAGGUGGAAAGAAGACUCCUGUCAGCGGAAAGGCUAAACCAGGAAGUGGUAAAAGAUCAGGAACACCCAGCAAGGGUAAUAAAGGAGCUGGUGAUAAAGGGGUAGCUACACCAAAAGGAAAUACAAAGUCAAAGACCAAAGAGGAUGUGAAAGCUCCAACACCAGACCCGGCAGGGGAGACAGAAGAAGAAGGUCUGCCAGAAGGAUGCGUUCCACUGUUUAUGUCUUCAAAGUCCCAAGAAAUCUUUGGCUGUACCUGUGAUGUUGACGUGACAGAGGAAAACCCUAUCAAAGUCAUCAUGAAGGCUGAUAUCAUGGAGGAUUUCCGCAACAGGGCAGCUGUUUGUGAUUUCCAUCCUGUGAAACAGGAAGUGCAGGAUUUUCCAUCUGAUGAGAUUGUCAUUGUAUAUGAUGCUGAUUUCAAGUAUGGACAAAACUUCUACAUCGCAAUCACAGAAGAAGCCAAGGAGAAAAUAUUGAAUCCUUUUGGUCCUGAAGGAGAAGGAGGUGAGGCAGGAGCAGCAAAGGAGGAGGAAGUUGUAUACAAGUACAUCCCACCAGAGUCUAAGGAUUGGGUGUCACUUGGAAGUGAAAAGGAAAUCAAAGAAGAAAAUGUUGUAGAAAAUCGGCGACGAAUAAAGAUUUCUGCUCGACGUAUCAGGAAGGAAUUUGGAGCUCCUUGUAAUUUCGAGGACAGAAAUGUGGCAGACGCUAAAGAUGCCUAUGUUGAGUGUACGGCAUAUGAGGACCGUACUUAUGACCUAAAGAAAAUGGAAUUGGACAAAUGUAUCCAGGCAGUACCAGACCUUGUAGAACAAGGUACGAACACUGACUGGCGUUACCCAAGGAAUGCUAACACACAGUACUAUCCCCGCGAAUUUUCAGAGAAAGAAAAAGAAACGAUUGAAAAAUCUACCGACUUGCAAGCGUUUGCUAAGGAUAUGGUUCCAAGGUUUGAACUUGCCCUUCAGCAGAAUGAGAUUAUGGAUGUAUUCUUCAUAGACUGGCUACAUUUAGGGGAUGCUGAUGGAUCCUUUGGGAACAAAGCGGACAAUCACCUUAAGGAGUACCAGUCAUUUACAGACCUACAGUUUAGUAAAGACAGGACUAUUACAGCUAUACAGUGGCACCCUACCAUUAAAGGUGUGGUUGCUGUGGCUGUGGCAGAAAAGCUGAGUUUUGAUGAGAGGAUUGAUAACUGUGCUAAAGUCAUUAUGACUCCAUCGCUGAUCUUGAUCUGGAGUUUUACCGACCCCAUACACCCACAGCUUUUAUUGGAAGCCCCUGAUGAUAUCUACAGUUUCCAGUUCAGCCCCUCUGACCCGAACAUAAUCUGUGGUGGCUGUUACAAUGGUCAAGUGGUGUUGUGGGAUAUUUCAGCUCACGCAGACAGACUGAAGCAACAGCGGGGCAGCAACAGAAAUAAGAAAUCCAAUGUCCUGGAAGAAGCAGAAGCAAUUUUCAAGAAAGAAGCAGAAGCAAUUUUCAAGAAAGAAUCAGAAGGACUUUUCAAGCCUGGAUUUGAGGACCCUAAUGCCCUAAAGACUCCAGUUGUACGGUACUGUGCAGUAUCCAGCAUAGAGAACAGUCACAGAGCGGCCAUCACCGAUAUACAAUGGGUCCCUGACCACAUGGAGCUGAAUAGGAUGGGCGUGCCUCAGGAAAACAAGAGUUUGCAGUGCUGUCAGAUCAUGUCCUGUGCUACAGAUUACUGUGUACUGGUGUGGGACACUCGACCUGUAAAGGGUCCUGGACAACUCAUUACCACCAAGGAGACUGACAAAGGUCCCAAAAACCCCAUAGGUGUCCCCAACACAUUUAAACAUCUUGACCUGUCAUGGAAGCCUAUUCUAAAGGUGGCACUACACAAGUCUGAGCCAGGAGGUGAUCACAGUCCUACCAAGUUUACUAUUCAGGAAAAACAGGGAGACCGCGGAACAUUAGGCAAAGCGACAGAUGGCUCAGAUCUGUCAAAGGAGGCAGCCAUGGGGGGUGGCUACUACACAAAGCCAGGGUCUGGCAAGGACAAGAGAACACUGCAGAGUGUCAAGACUCAUUUCUAUGUUGGCACAGAGGACGGCGAGAUCGUUUAUGUUGACUGGAUGCCACAGAAAGAUCAAGACACAGGAAAAAUUCAAACACCAAAGCCGGAGUUUUACCACUCGAUACACGACGGACCUAUCAACACACUACAGCGCUCUCCUUUCUUUAAGGAAGUAGUUUUGUGUGUUGGAGGGUGGACCUUCACACUAUGGAAGGAGUCUGUGAAUGUUGAUCCCAAUGAGGCCAAGAGGAAUAGUGGUCCAAUCCUGCAGUCUGCUGCCAGCACUGUCAAACUAAGUGCUGGACAUUGGUCACCAUCUCGACCAGGCGUGUUCUACGUAGCAAAGGUGGAUGGCAGUGUGGAUGUGUGGGAUCUCCUUGACAAAACACACGAGCCCUGUAUGACACAGAACGUGUCACCUGUCCCCAUCACCUCUCUCUACCCCUUCCAAGUAUCACAGAAGCAGCACCUGAUGGCAGUAGGAGACAAUGCUGGUACACUUCACAUUUUAGAAAUUCCGUGGAGUCUAAGACAACCCACUGCCAAUGAGUACACUGGUAUAUCCAACUACUUUGAGCGUGAAGUGAAGAGACGUGCCUUUGUCGUGUCACGCUGGGACUUCAGAGAGAUUGAGAAGAGGGAACUAGAACAAGAACAUAAACGGAAGAUGGGGAUUGCUCCAAAUAUACAGCUUUCAGAAGAGGAGGUAGAAUAUCGUCUCAAACAAGAAUAUGCUGCCUAUCUUGAUGAGGAAAACUCAUUCCUGAGAGAACUAGGUCUGAAGGAUGAUGAUGAGCCUCUUCCUGAAACAUGAUCUUAAAAACCAACAAGUUUCCUAUGGAAACUAAUAAAGAACAAACAAUUAUGUGAUAAUUUUUGGCCUGGAAGAAUGUGACUGAAUUCAUUUAAAACAACUGUUUUCUUUCAAUGAUGUAAAAUCUGCAUAUCAGUUUCAAAAUGUUAACAUUUAAAAUCAAUGUUGACAAUAGAAUCAUUCUUCAAUUAAUUGCGAGCUUCUAUCAACACCUCAACAGUUGAAUGGUACAUAGUUACAUACAGGACUUGGAAAAUGAUAGUAUAUAAUGUCUUUCUGUGAUGAAGAUUCAGACUCUCGACUCAUCAAUGUAUUGUGCAAAACAAAUUCCUUACAAACUAAUAGGUACACACUGUAGUUGUAACCUAGGUAUUUUCAACAUUUUCAUUCCAUUUGUGUAAAACAGUUAAUUAUAGUGAAACUUUAUAUUUUUAAAGCUAAGUUAGGUUUUUUGUGACUUCCAUGUUAUGUUUCAUUCACAAGAUAUCAUAUAGAGAUAUUUGCCAUUAGUGUAAAAUCAUCACUGACCAGGACUUUUGUGUAUAAUACAAUGUAGAUGUAUGACAUGCAUUAUAUAUCUCUGUGAUAACAUAUCUUUGGUGAAUAUUAAUGAAUUCUUGUUGUCGAUAUCUUUAUUUAAUGCCAUGAAUUAGUGUUGAAUUUAUUUUAAUAUGAUAAAUUAUUAAAAAACAAAAUGAAACUGCCA